Perognathus longimembris pacificus (Pacific pocket mouse) is the source of this 2816-nucleotide messenger RNA. It is a transcript of the gene Dlg3, whose product is annotated as discs large MAGUK scaffold protein 3. Gene Ontology annotation, cellular component: postsynaptic density membrane; neuron projection; neuromuscular junction. Lineage: Eukaryota; Metazoa; Chordata; Mammalia; Rodentia; Heteromyidae. Gene Ontology annotation, biological process: chemical synaptic transmission. The record is from RefSeq and is a predicted model, not a curated record. The transcript has 21 exons. Bases 1 to 2550 code for a protein of 849 amino acids. Gene Ontology annotation, molecular function: kinase binding.
AUGCACAAGCACCAGCACUGCUGUAAGUGCCCUGAGUGCUAUGAGGUGACCCGCCUGGCCGCCCUGCGGCGUCUGGAGCCUCCUGGCUAUGGAGAUUGGCAGGUGCCCGACCCCUACGGGCCAGCUGGGGGCAACGGGGCCAGCUCCAGUUACGGGGGCUAUAGCUCGCAGACCCUGCCCUCGCAAGCAGGGGCCACCCCCACCCCUCGCACCAAGGCCAAGCUCAUCCCCACUGGCCGAGAUGUGGGGCCAGUGCCUCCAAAGCCAGUCCCAGGGAAGAGCACCCCCAAACUCAACGGCAGUGGCCCCAGCUGGUGGCCCGAGUGCACCUGUACCAACCGGGACUGGUAUGAGCAGGCCAGCCCUGCACCCCUCCUAGUGAACCCCGAGGCCCUGGAGCCCAGCCUCUCGGUGAAUGGCAGCGACGGCAUGUUCAAGUAUGAGGAGAUAGUACUCGAACGGGGCAACUCUGGCCUGGGCUUCAGUAUUGCAGGUGGCAUUGACAACCCCCAUGUCCCUGAUGAUCCUGGCAUCUUUAUUACCAAGAUCAUCCCUGGUGGAGCAGCUGCCAUGGAUGGGAGGCUAGGGGUGAAUGACUGUGUGCUGCGGGUGAAUGAGGUGGACGUGUCGGAGGUGGUACACAGCAGGGCUGUGGAGGCGCUGAAGGAGGCAGGCCCGGUGGUGCGGUUGGUGGUUCGGAGGCGACAGCCUCCACCUGAGACCAUCAUGGAGGUCAAUCUGCUCAAAGGGCCCAAAGGCCUGGGAUUCAGCAUUGCAGGGGGUAUUGGCAACCAGCACAUCCCAGGAGACAACAGCAUCUACAUCACCAAGAUCAUUGAGGGGGGAGCUGCUCAGAAAGAUGGACGCCUACAGAUUGGGGACCGGCUGCUGGCGGUGAACAAUACCAAUCUUCAGGAUGUAAGGCAUGAGGAAGCCGUAGCCUCUCUGAAGAACACAUCUGAUAUGGUCUAUCUGAAGGUGGCCAAGCCAGGCAGCCUCCACCUCAACGACAUGUAUGCUCCCCCUGACUACGCCAGCACUUUUACUGCCUUGGCUGACAACCACAUAAGCCAUAAUUCCAGCCUGGGUUAUCUUGGGGCAGUGGAGAGCAAGGUCAGCUACCCUGCUCCUCCUCAGGUUCCCCCCACCCGCUACUCUCCUAUCCCCAGGCACAUGCUGGUGGAGGAGGACUUCACCAGAGAGCCCCGCAAGAUCAUCCUUCACAAAGGCUCCACAGGCCUGGGCUUCAACAUUGUAGGAGGAGAGGAUGGAGAAGGCAUUUUUGUCUCCUUCAUCCUGACAGGAGGCCCAGCCGACCUGAGUGGGGAGCUGCGCAGGGGAGACCGGAUCUUAUCGGUGAACGGAGUGAACCUGAGGAGUGCAACACAUGAGCAGGCUGCUGCUGCUCUAAAAAGAGCUGGCCAGUCAGUCACCAUUGUGGCCCAGUACAGACCUGAAGAGUACAGUCGCUUUGAGUCAAAGAUACAUGAUCUGCGAGAACAAAUGAUGAACAGCAGCAUGAGUUCUGGGUCUGGGUCCCUCCGGACAAGUGAGAAGAGGUCUUUGUAUGUCAGGGCCCUGUUUGAUUAUGACCGGACUCGGGACAGCUGCCUGCCAAGCCAGGGGCUCAGCUUCUCUUAUGGAGACAUUCUGCAUGUCAUUAAUGCCUCUGAUGAUGAGUGGUGGCAGGCAAGGCUGGUGACCCCACAUGGAGAAAGUGAGCAGAUCGGCGUCAUCCCCAGUAAGAAGAGGGUGGAAAAGAAAGAGCGAGCUCGAUUGAAAACUGUCAAAUUUCAUGCCAGGACAGGGAUGAUUGAGUCUAACAGGGACUUCUCUGGGUUAAGUGACGAUUAUUAUGGAGCAAAGAACCUGAAGGGAGUGACAUCCAACACCAGUGACAGCGAAAGCAGUUCCAAAGGACAAGAAGAUGCUAUUUUAUCAUAUGAGCCAGUGAUACGGCAAGAAAUUCACUAUGCCAGGCCCGUGAUCAUCCUGGGCCCAAUGAAGGACCGAGUCAACGAUGACCUGAUCUCUGAGUUCCCACAUAAAUUUGGAUCCUGUGUGCCACAUACUACUCGGCCUCGGCGUGAUAAUGAAGUGGAUGGACAAGACUACCACUUUGUAGUGUCCCGGGAACAGAUGGAGAAGGAUAUCCAGGACAACAAGUUCAUUGAGGCAGGCCAGUUCAAUGAUAAUCUCUAUGGGACCAGCAUCCAGUCAGUGCGAGCAGUUGCAGAGAGGGGCAAGCACUGCAUCUUAGAUGUUUCCGGCAAUGCUAUCAAGAGACUACAGCAAGCACAACUUUACCCCAUUGCCAUUUUCAUCAAGCCCAAGUCCAUUGAAGCACUUAUGGAAAUGAACCGACGACAGACAUAUGAGCAAGCAAAUAAGAUCUAUGACAAAGCCAUGAAACUGGAGCAGGAAUUUGGAGAAUACUUUACAGCCAUUGUACAGGGUGACUCACUGGAAGAGAUUUAUAACAAAAUCAAACAAAUCAUUGAGGACCAGUCUGGGCACUACAUUUGGGUCCCAUCCCCUGAAAAACUCUGAAGAAUCCCUUCCAACCAUUCUCUUGUGAACAGAAGAAAUCAAGUCCCUCUUCCCUCCUCCCUCUUCAUUCCUGUCCCCAUGGGGAGAACAAAUGACUACUGUUCUUGUCCCCUUUUUUGAGAUAUGUCAAAAAUUGAGUUUUCUAGUCCUGUUCUUUUGUUUCCUUUUUUUAAAAAAAUUGGUUUUGUUUUAGUUUAUUUUUUGGGAUGAUGCCAUCUCACUCAUCAUGUGACUGUGCCCAUUCCUGCAUGGACCUUUCCCAAGCG